AUGAAAAAAGUAAUUUCUCAGAAUCUUUUGAAACAGUUAGUUUAUAGACAUAAAUUAUGUUCAAAAUAUUAUAUGAAGGAUGUAGAAAAAGCAAAACUUGAAACUUUAAUUAUUGGAAGUUACAUUAACAAUGAUUAUUUGUCAAUUAUUCAGUUUUUACUUCCAUACAAACCAAAUAUUGACGAUAUAAAUAAAACCAAUUAUAUUCAUGGAAUUGGAUUGUCAAUACUGAGGAAGUUAUUUAAUGAAAUGAAUAAUGAAAGGGAUAAACUUAAAUUAUUUUUUAAUUCUGUAAAUUUUUUAAAAACAUUUAGUAUAGAAAAUAAUGUUGAAUCACAAUUAGGUUUUUUGUUACUAGUACAUGAUUUUCAAAAUUGGUAUGAAAGUAAAGAAUUGUCUUGUACUGAAAAAAUCCAGCUAAAAGAUGAAUUACAGGAACUAUGGAAAAGAGCUCAAUCAAAAAAGCUUAUUAAACCUUACCUUUUUAACACAACCAGAAUUUAUUCAAAGGAAGAUUUUGAAAUAGCAUCUAAUAUUGCUUUUAAAAUACAAAAUCUUACAAGAAAACCAAAAAUAGAAAAGAUUGAAUCACGUUAUAAUAGAAAUCUUACUCUCGUUGAUAGUUUACAAUAUCCUGUUGAUGAAUCAAAUUAUAUUUUAGGCAUGGAAAAGGCAAUAAAUUCAAAAAAACAAUUUAUGUCAUUAUUUAAAAAACAAUUAAUAAAUGAACAAGAAACAUACUUUAAAACUCAGAAUAUUUUUAGAACUUCUACUGAAAAAAUAACUGCAGAAGAGAUAAUUGAUGGGUUAGAUUGGCUACCAAAAAUAGAAAAAACGUUUUCAGAUUGUUUAAAAAAUUUAGAUGAUAGCGAAGUUGUUACAUUUUUAUCACUAUUUAAAGCAAAUGAAAUAUCAGAAAUUUUACAUAAAGAGAUUAUGAAACUGUUAUCAUAUGGACAAAAUAUGGUUAAUUAUGGAUACUUUGAAAAAAGUAUUAUUAAAAUGAUCUUUCAACGUAUACAAAAAGAUUUUAUGAAUGAUCUUUUAAAACAUGAUGAUGAGAUGUUAAUUCAAGUAUUUGAUAAGUAUGUGGAUUUUUUUUUAAAUGACAACUUAAGACGUCUCUUUAGACCACGAGAAUAUUGGAUUAAAGUUUGUAAUGAUUUGAAAGUUAAUCCUGAUAUUUCACUACCAUUUUCUGAUUUAAAUCUGUGGACAAUCAGAAGUAAACUUGCAAUAUUUUUUAGUAAUAUUAUUUCAAAAUCUUGUAAAUUAACAAAUGAUCAACUUAUUGAAAUCGCAAAACGUCAUCCAGAAUUAUCAUUAAAUCUUAAAUAUACAAAAGAAUUAAAAAUAUUUUCAGUAAAAUCGAUAGCUAAAGUUGAAAAUGAAAUAUUCUAUGAUGAAUUUAUAGAUCCUGGUUCAAAAUUUUUUAUAAUUGAUGGAAAAUUUCUUGAAUACUUAAAUAUAUAUCAGUUUAAAGAAUUAUUUUUUUAUUCAGGAGUAGAAAUGCCAAUGCUUACACCACCAAGACCUUAUUUAGAUUAUGGUAAAGGUGGUCCAUUAUAUACUUUAAAUUCUUCAAUAUUAAAAGAUAAAAAAAUAUUUUUAAAUGUACAUUUAGAAAAACAAAUGGAAAUUAGAUUAAAAAAUAAAUAUCAGGGACGACCUAUAUGGGAUGCUUUAAAUGAAUUAGGAUGUGUUCCAUGGAAAAUAAAUAAACCUGUUUUAGAGAUUAUGACUAAACUAUUUACUGAAUUUACAUCUAAUAUAAAUAAUGAAAUUUUUUUAGAAAAUCUUGGUUUUCCAAUGAAUCCUAAUGUAAUUGUUAUACCAAAGAUUAAUGAUUUUAUAAAUCAUAAUAAAAUUAGUAGUGAUGAUAAAAGUAAAUUUAGAGAAUUUUUUAAAAUGAAACAAUUACUUGAGAAUAAAAAAACAAAAAUGAAUUCUUUGACAUAUUGGAUGUUAUAUCGAUUAUCUAUUGCUCAUUAUUUUGAAGAUUCCAUAUUAUAUUUUCCUCAUAAUAUAGAUUUUAGAGGAAGAGUUUAUCCAAUAUCUCCAUAUCUUUCUCAUAUGGGUGAUGAUGUUUCACGAUCAUUACUAAUAUUUGCUAAUGGUAGAAAAUUAGGACCAAAUGGUUUACGUUGGCUUAAAUUACAUUGUAUUAAUUUAACAGGAUUUUUAAAAAAAGAAUCAAUUGAAACAAGGUUAGAAUAUGCUGAAAAAGUACUAGAUGAUAAAAUAAGAGACUCUGCCAGAGAUCCAUUAAAUGGUUCAAGAUGGUGGAUGGAAUCUGAAGAACCAUGGCAAACAUUAACAGCAUGUAUUGAAAUAAAUAAUGCAUUAAUGUUAGAUGAUCCAAGUGAAUUUAUUUCGUGUAUGCCAGUUCAUCAAGAUGGAUCAUGUAAUGGAUUACAACAUUAUGCUGCUUUAGGUAGAGAUAAAGAUGGUGGAGGUGAAGUUAAUUUAUUACCAGCAGAAAAACCUGCUGAUAUUUAUUCUGUUGUUGCUAUGAGAGUAGAUAGUAAACGAGAAAAAGAUGAAAAAUCUAAUGAUAAUAGUAUUAGAGAUAUUGCUUUAAUAUUAAGAAACGAAAUUCCUGAUAAAUUACCACGUAAAUUAUUAAAACAAACCAUUAUGACAACUGUUUAUGGUGUAACUGAAUAUGGGGCAGUUCUUCAAAUUGCUAAACAACUUAAAAAUUUACGUAUAAAUGAUAAUAAUGUUGGAAUUUUAGCAAAUUAUCUUAAAAAUCAAACAUUAGCUUCACUCUCAGAAGCUUUUAAAACAUCAAUGGAAAUAAAAGAAUGGUUUAGAAAAUGUGCUGAACAAAUAACAAGAAUGAAUAGAUCUGUUGAAUGGGUUACACCAUUAGGUCUUCCUGUAUAUCAACCAUAUAUGAAAAUUGAACUUGAUGGUAUCGAUGAAUAUCAAGUACCAAUAAAAUCUAAGCAAAUAAAUGCUUUUCCACCAAAUUAUAUUCAUUCUUUAGACUCAACACAUAUGAUGUUGACAGCUCUUAAUUGUACUGCUAAAAAUGUUGAAUUUGCUGCUGUACAUGAUUGUUUUUGGACACAUGCUGGUACAGUUGAAGAGAUGAAUAAGAUUACACGUGAUGAAUUUAUUAAACUUCAUAAUGAACCUUUGAUUGAAAAUUUAGCUAACCACUUUAAAAAAACAUAUGUUUAUGAUAAUCCUAAAGAUGAAAUCGACACAAAAAGACAAAAAUUAUUAUUAGAAGUUUUUAAUCCUAAAAUAGAAAAAGGACAAUUAGAUAUAAAUGAAAUAAGAAACUCGGUGUAUUUUUUUAGUUAA
Strongyloides ratti is the source of this 3315-nucleotide messenger RNA. RefSeq names its product DNA-directed RNA polymerase, mitochondrial. The transcript is spliced from 3 exons. Gene Ontology annotation, molecular function: DNA-directed RNA polymerase activity; mitochondrial promoter sequence-specific DNA binding. Bases 1 to 3315 code for a protein of 1104 amino acids. Gene Ontology annotation, cellular component: mitochondrial DNA-directed RNA polymerase complex. The record is from RefSeq and is a predicted model, not a curated record. Gene Ontology annotation, biological process: mitochondrial transcription. NCBI's taxonomy places the organism in Eukaryota, Metazoa, Nematoda, Chromadorea, Rhabditida, Strongyloididae.